Molecule: messenger RNA, 2058 nt
Organism: Larimichthys crocea (large yellow croaker)
Lineage: Eukaryota; Metazoa; Chordata; Actinopteri; Sciaenidae
Gene: rsph4a
Product: radial spoke head component 4A
Exons: 7
Coding region: 128-1678 (516 amino acids)
Biological process (GO): cilium movement involved in cell motility; axoneme assembly; cilium assembly
Cellular component (GO): axoneme; radial spoke
Source: RefSeq, a predicted model, not a curated record
AGUAACCAUAGCAACCGGUGAAGUUUGGGUGCCAACGUUAGCUGAGUACGAACGUGUUGCAGCUCCCAUAAGUCCGUCUUUAUUUCCAACUGACAGCUGAGAGACAAAUGAACUAAACGGAAGAAGGAUGGACCCAAACCGAGACAGAAGUGAAGAGAGGCUUCAGUCAGCCGCCUCGUUCAAGGCGUUCAUGUUGAAAACCGACACGAAAAGCAACGUAAACCUCUAUGAUCACCUCAGUCGGCUCCUGAUGAAGGUGAUGGAUGAGCGUCCGCACAAUGUCAUAGAUGUGUUUGAGGACAUGAGCCGUGACAUGAAGCGGGGUUUAUUUGAGGACAAGCAGAGCACCCUGCGAGACCUUCCACAGACUACAGCUGCCGAGCUGCUGGCUGAGCAGCAGCGCAUGCUGUUUACUCGGCCAGAAGAGGCUGACCAGGAGGAGGAGCUGGGGGAAACACCUCUUCCUAACGUGAGCGAGAUAGGUUUCUACCUGGAGCAGGCUGGAGUGGGUCUGGGCAGAGAGGAGAUGCAGAGGGUCUUCCUUGCACUCAAGCAGCUUGUUGAGUCGCAGGCACUGCUGCGCUGCCGACUGUGGGGGAAGAUUCUUGGAACACAGAGCAGCUAUAUUGUGGCUGAAGCUGAAUACAGAGAGGGGGAAGAAGAGGACGAUCAGGGCACUGAGGAUGCUGAGGAAGAAGAGACCGAGGCUGAGACUCAGGGGAAUGAGAACGAGAUGGAUCCACUUCCCCAUUCGACCUAUAAACCCCUACCGGCGGUGCCCAAGGAGGCCUUAGGAACAGGCGCUAACAAGUUUGUUUACUAUGUGUGCAAAGAGCCUGGUCUUCCUUGGGUAAAGCUCCCUUCAGUCAGUCCUGCUCAGAUCACUGCUGCUCGCCAAAUCCGUAAAUUCUUCACUGGGAAUCUGGAGACUCCAAUUGUGAGCUACCCACCUUUCCCCGGGAAUGAAGCCAACUAUCUGAGGGCACAGAUUGCUCGGAUCUCUGCUGGCACACAGGUCAGCCCACAGGGCUACUUCCAGGCUGGGGAGGAGGAAGGUGAUGAGGAGGACGAGGCACCGCGGGACAGCUAUGAAGUGAACCCUGACUUUGAGGGCACUUCAGUUACUGAGAUGGCCGAGUCUUUGUCCACCUGGGUGCAUCAUGUUCAGCACAUCCUGCAGCAGGGCCGCUGUACUUGGGUGAACCUGGCUUUAAAACCAGGAGAAGACUCUAAUGAGGAAGGAGAAGCUGAGGAGAAAGAAGAAGAGCCUGAUGAGCCUGAGCCAGAAGUUGGACCGUCUCUGCUCACUCCCCUCUCCCAGGAUGCAGAAAUGUUCAACACUCCUCCCUGGAGCUCAAAAAUAUCCUCCACUCUCACCUCUCAGCAUGCAGUAGCUGUGCUGCGUUCUAACCUCUGGCCAGGGGCAUACGCAUACGCUUGUGGAAAGAAGUUUGAGAACAUGUAUAUUGGAUGGGGUCUGAAGUAUGCAGGGGAAGGGUACAGCCCACCUGUCCCCCCGCCACCACAGAAAGAAUAUCCCAGUGGAUCAGAGAUCACUGAGGCCCUGGACCCAUCGCUAGAGGAGGAGCAGGCGCUGAAAGAAUCUUUAGAGGAGCAGCAAGCUGCCCAGGAGGAGAUGGAGGGAACAGAUGAAGAGGAGGAGGAAGAUGAUGACUGAGAAAACAGCUACACAUUUUAAACUUUCACUUAUUUAUUUGUAUGUCAAAGAGAAAAUAAAUGAGUUCACUCAGCAACAUAGUUUGUAAAUUCUAAUAGCAGUAUUGUAAAUUCAGAUGAAUAUAGUUCAGUACAACAUACACUAUCCUUGUUAGCACAGCAUGGUACGCCUUGAUUCGUUUUUGGUCACAGGUACUUUUCUCAGUUUCGUUUCCCGCUGCACACAGUACCUCCUCAUUAUAGGCGAUCCUCUUAGCAGCAACUGUUUCAGGAUGAUCCUACAUGUCACUGCAAAGACAUACAUGUAGGUGUGCUGGAAAUAAAAAUCAAACACCACACAGACACAAAAAACAUUUUUUUAUUCAACAUUAUUAGACUAUG